Orycteropus afer afer is the source of this 972-nucleotide messenger RNA. RefSeq names its product olfactory receptor 151-like. Gene Ontology annotation, biological process: sensory perception of smell; G protein-coupled receptor signaling pathway. The transcript has a single exon. Bases 1 to 972 code for a protein of 323 amino acids. Lineage: Eukaryota; Metazoa; Chordata; Mammalia; Tubulidentata; Orycteropodidae. Gene Ontology annotation, cellular component: membrane. The record is from RefSeq and is a predicted model, not a curated record. Gene Ontology annotation, molecular function: G protein-coupled receptor activity; olfactory receptor activity; odorant binding.
AUGGUCAAACAAAAUGAUUCCAGAGUUACUGAGUUUGUCCUUGAGGGACUGACAGACAAAGCAGAACUCCAGCUGCCUCUCUUCUUUGUGUUCUUAGGUAUCUAUGGGAUCACUGUAGUAGGAAAUAUGGGUAUGAUCCUGCUAAUCACUUUCAAUUCCAAGUUUCAGUCUCCCAUGUAUUUUUUGCUUGGCAAUUUGUCAGUCAUAGAUCUCUUUUAUUCCUCAGUUGUUACCCCUAAACUCCUGGGAAACUUUGUAUGGGAGAAAAAUAUUAUUUCCUUCCCUGGAUGCAUGACACAACUUUUUUUCUUUUGUGUCUGUGCUACUGCUGAGUGCUAUAUACUAACUGCCAUGGCGUAUGAUAGAUAUGUAGCUAUAUGUAGUCCACUGCUCUACAAUGUCACUAUGUCCCAAAAGGUCUGCUACAUGCUGGUGACUGGUGUCUAUAUCAUGGGAGCUAUUACAGCUACGAUCCACACUAUUUUCAUGACGAAGCUUUUCUUCUGUGAGGACAAUGUCAUCCACCACUACUUCUGUGAUGUACUCCCUCUCCUAAAGCUCUCAUGCUCUAGUACUUCCAUCAAUGAGUUUCUGUUGGCACUUGUAGGUGGAUUUGAUGUGUCUGUAACAACUGUGGCCAUCCUAAUCUCUUAUGCUUUCAUACUGUGUAACAUUCUUCAGAUGUCCUCAGCUGAAGGCAAAUCCAAAGCCUUUAGUACCUGUGGCUCUCAUCUUAUAGCUGUUGGGGUUUUUUAUGGAUCCCUUAUAUUCAUGUAUUUUAAGCCCACAUCUAGCAGCAACCUGGCACAGGAGAAGGUGGCCUCUGUAUUCUACACCACAGUGAUCCCUAUGCUGAACCCUUUGAUCUACAGCCUGAGGAAUAAAGAUGUAAAGAAUGUACUGAGCAAAGUCUUGGAUAUAAGGUACGGGCCACCCCAGGUAGUAGUAGGAAACACUAAAGUGUUUUGGUAA